Linum trigynum is the source of this 7885-nucleotide messenger RNA. NCBI's taxonomy places the organism in Eukaryota, Viridiplantae, Streptophyta, Magnoliopsida, Malpighiales, Linaceae. The record is from the annotation of a GenBank genome assembly.
GUUCUAUUUGUGCAAAGAAAAUUUCAAAUAAAAACACAUAAAAGUUGGUUAAAAAGUAAGAAAAAUAAGAAAAUAUCAUUAAUUUCCAUCUCUUAAAUCUGAUCAUAGUUCAAACUAAGGGUGCAUAUCUAAUUAUGCAUCCUAUUUUGGAACAUAAAAGAGAGUUCAAUGCGUGGUCAAAAUAUCAAUUGAUCUCUUUUGGAAGUGGGAUUUCAAGCUCACAAUAAGCAGUAGAUUUGACGGGAAUUCUCACUCAUUUUCUUCGAAGGAGAUCCAGGUAUUUCUUUGGCGGCAGGACAAUCUCUUUGCUCGCCCGAUAGUCCCUAAACACGAAACGGUCAAAUGCGUGGUCAAAAUAUCAAUUUAAUUUUCAGGUUUUACUUGAUCAAUUAUUACAAGUUCUGAUAAUUACAAAGUUGACACCUGCGUGUAGAUAGUCGGUUGUAGCAAUGACAAUGGCUGUGUUUGGGGUAAUUUUCAUAAUUCAUUCUCAUUCUUGCUUUCAAAUAUCCAAAUUUAUAUACUCACAUCAUACACAUGUGAGAAGGUUGUGCAACCUCAUUUUUAUACCCACGGUUUUCUAGGUAUUUGUGGGUACUACCCACUCCUUAUAUCAAAUAUUACUAUAUACUUUCAAUUCGAUUUCUAGAUCUUCAAAUCAGAUCUUCAAAUAUAAUACUAAGCGAACCUAAUAAACCAUGAAAUCAACAAAAAUACAACCAUUCUCAAGACCAUUUGAAGUACUUAAUCCAUAAGCCACUCCAACUCCAACGCUUUUACUAAGCAAUAAAUAACUAACAUAAUCUUUAUAACAUAAGGGAAACAAGUGAAAUACGAAUUGAAGGAAAGAAAUUAGUGUUUGGUUUGGGUAGCAAAAUUAAUUUUUAACUCUCAUAUAUUUUGAAUUACUCUCAGAUUUGAGAGGUUACAAUGUGAAUAUGAUCUCUAUAUUCUUAAUGUAUGAAGCAAUACUUUUAGUGGGGCGAACAUGCGUAUGAGUAUAAGACGGAGAAGUCAAAACCAAACUCGCCUCAAUCCUAUUAAUUUUUUUGUGAGUUUUACCCAACCCUGAUUCAUAUAGUCAAUAUAGGAAUUUCCCCAUUUACUGAGUCAAAGACGGUUUAAUACCUAUAUUUAUGGAUUCGAUUGCCAUGCAUACUCAAUUGUAAAAGCAUGUCUUUGGGGUGGAACAUUGAGGGCUUGUUUGCUUGUUGGAUUUGAAAAUGAGGAUUUUGAGUUUUAGAAAUCUUUGGGUUUAUGAUGAAUUUGCUGCAUUAUAGAUUUGAAAGAGUAUUUUGUUUGUUUAAUUUACCUUUUAUUAUGGAUUUAUUAUGGAUUUAUCUCACGUGUGUGCCUCCCAUUUAUCAAGUCCCAAUGUGGGAUUUGCAGAUCUGUGAGGUCCAUGGAUUUGGAUAUAAAAAAUGGUCCAAAUCCGUAAACACCACGAAUUUGUGCCACUUAACAAACAAUAUCUUUGUGUCAAUUCUAUAAUAUUUGGGAUUUGUGUGUCAAAUCUAUAGCUCAAAUUUCACAAACAAAAGAUAUCCAAAUCUUCUCGACCUGAAUGCUCUCUGGUCACACGUGACCCAUGACUAAAUAGUUGCGAUCCACUUGCGUAUAACAAACCAAUGGCGCUUAUAAAUUUUCAAUCGCCGCUUUCCAAAACAUAUUUGUAAUCAGCGUAAUCAGUUGUGGUCCUCGGAUUUGGUUUUCCAAUACCCAUUUCUUUUUUAUUGUUUUUUCUUUUUGUGAAACAAAAGGCUAGUUGAACCGGCCUGCUUAAAUAAAUCAUUUGAUUGUUGAGCCACAAGGAGAAAUCAUGACAAAUCAGCGGUGAAUGUAACGUAUAAAACGCGCUAUGAUCAGGUAACAAGGUUGUCAAACCGAUUUACGUUAGUGUGCCGGUUUAGCAAGUGGAAUGGUUCGACCGGUGGCACAUAUCGGUUUGUACCGGUUAAUGCCGGUCAAUAUUACAAAUAAAAUUAUAAAUACUCAUAUUUAAACAUGACAUUUAACAUCAAUACCUAAACAUUUAUACUUGAAUCCAACAAAUAACAUCAAUAUUUAACUUUUAUACUCAUAAAAUAAAUAAUAAAAUAAUUUUUAACAAUUAAAUUCACUAUAAUAAGGUCAUUUUACUUAGAGAUUCGUAUAUCGAUCAUACUGGUCAUACUGGUGGUGUCACGCCGGUUUUAUGACUGAUACCGGUUGAACCAGGUACAACCGGUGGCACGCCGGCCGACGUGACAGCCAUGUCAGGUAACGAAGGUUUAUAAUUUAUAGACAGAGACAUGCCUGCAUCGAAUAGUGUGCUAACAAUAAUUAAUAAAAAUCUUAUAAUAACUAUAGUUAAUAAAAAUAUUAUAAUAACUACGGUUCAUAGAAAGCGUCUAUUCAUAAAGAAUGAUAAGCUCAGAGCGUCAAAAUAGUGUUAAUAUUAUAUUAUUUAAUUAUAAUAUUAUUUAAAAUAAUACCAAAUUUUGACAAAAUAUUCCCACAUUAAAAGAUGACACAAAUCUAAAAGUUAUAUCGCUACAUGGCUGAAGAUAGGGUGUAUAACCAUAGGUUAUGCACCCAUCAAUAACCAAAUCUGGAUCUUUUAUUUAGAAAAUUCAGAUCUAAGGAAGGAGAAUUAAAGAUCAUUUUUAUUUUUUCUAGUUUUCUUAAUUGACUCAUAUCUUUUUCGUUUUAACUCGGAUUUUAAUUUUUUUUGAACAAAUGGAACGAGUUCAUCGUGCUCUACAAAAUGAGAUCAAUUUUCAAUAUUUUUUGAGAAAAAAAAGUCUAGCCUCUCGGUACCAACUGCAUACCAUAUGGUAUCCUCUUCGUUUUUAAUUCGUUUUUGAAAAAGUUUGCACAGAAGGGACGAGUUCAUCAUGAUCUAUUGGAUCUACAAAUUUCUGGGUGAACAAAUUACAUGACCAAAAAAUACCACACAAUACCAUACAAUACCACCCUGGUACGAGGUGGUAUUGUAUGUUAUCUUCUUCGUUUUUAAUUCGUUUUUGAAAACGUUUGCACAGAAGGGACGAGUUCAUCAUGAUAUAUUGGAUCUACAAAUUUAUGGGUGAACAAAUUACAUGACCAAAAAAUAGCACACAAUACCAUACAAUACCACCCUGGUACGGGGUGGUAUUGUGUGGUAUACAAUGUUAAAAGUCGUAAAUGACAAUUAAUAUACUUCUACUAUCAUGUAUUCAACCAUCCUACAGUCUUGGUUUGUUCAUACCACCAUGGUACGUUUUUCUAACCAUAGGUAUGCUUUUAUUUCGAUACCAGUCAAUACCAUAUGGUAUAGACUGGUAAAAAAUGACUCAAUUUUUUGUUCGAAAAAUAUAUUAAAUUGGAUAUCAUUUUGAAGAGCACAAUUAAUCUGAUCUAACUGUGCAAAAAAAUUAAAUUUUGACUUAAAAUGAGUGAGAAAUCGUUCGUCAAAAAUUAAAGAGGGGAAAAUUAAAGGCUUUCCAGGAGAGAGAGGAUGCUGAUGUCAUGCUGAUGUGGACGGGUUACUCAUAGUUACUCACCAUAAGGUUACUGACCUGAUCCAUUACCAUGGCUACAUAUCUACAGAUGGUCAACAUAUUUAAUUUCCUAAAAGUAAAAUGUGAAACCAAAUGAUAAACUAAGAAGAAAAAAAAGUUCUAUAUUUCCCUAACUGAUAGCCCAAUAGCACAAGCCCAACAAGGUAAGAAUUGCCAAGUCUUGCGGAUCAGAAGAACUUGCCAUAGUCCCAACCAAGUGUACCUAUUUAGCUCGAAAUUGGCUCAUUCAAAACACUAAACACGAUGCUCCAAGUCUCCAACCUACUCCCAAGCUGUCGCACGCUCCCCUGCUCCUUCUUCCCCAUGUCAACAAAAUCCUUCUCUAUCGAUCCCUUUCUGAAAUCAUUCACCACACCUUACAUAAUGCCGAUCAACACCCUCUUCCCAUUGGCAAAUCGCCCACUUCUCCUUACAACCUUCCUAUCUUCAAAAUCCAGGCGAGUUCCACCAACUCCCCACAUGCAGAGUUUGAAAUCAUUGAUCCAGAACAACAGUAUCGUGCGCGGACAAGAAGCCAACGGUCCCAUCUCCUUCAUCAGAUCGGUUGUCAUUAGGGGUGAAAGCUUGAACCAGAAGACCCACUGACUCGUCCCGACCCGUCCCUUCCCUAAGGGUCGGGACGAGUCAGUUUAUCUACCGGGACAGAUUAGAGACGAGUCAUUUGUUGAUCCUGUAAGGGUCGGGACGGGGAGGGACAACUUAGGGACGGGUCACGUUUUCACUCUGUGACCCUUAGCAACAACAAAUAUCUCACACCAUAUUGGAACUUUUUGUAAAGUUUUAAAAGUUUAGGUACUAACUUGUAAAAAUAAAAAAAUUUGGGUACCAAAACGUAAUUUUACAAUCAAAAUUUAUGCACUUAUUUGUAAAAAACUAAAUUUUAGGUACUAAAUUGUAAGAAAAAUAAUUUUGGGUACCAAAACAUAAUUUGUAAAAAAAUAGUGUGUUGAUUAGGGUCGACCCACUGACCCGACCCAUCCCAUCCCAACCCUUGAGGGUCAUAUAGGGUCAAGAAGGAGACAGAGGCGGGACAGGUCAGUUAUACAUUUUGACCCUUCAGAGACGGGUCAGACAGGAUCACGGACGGGACAGGCAAAUUUUCAGCCCUAGUUGUCAUCACCAUCCACACAUUUAUUUUCAUGUUUUUGACAAAUUCAUGAAUUUUCUACGAAAAAUCGCCCUCCAAUAAAUAUAUAUUCGUGAAUUUUGUAUGAAUUCCCUCAAAUUCGCGUUUUUGUGCUCUAAAGCAGGACACUGGUUCUUGAUCGGCGAAUUGUGUGACCUAAGUUCAUAGUAAUUUCCUUUUUCAUCUCGUUCUUCUCUUGUUGUUCUCUGCUUCCGCCCUCCACCCUCACCUCCAUUUUUUUGUGUUUAUCUUAUAUUUUCUAUCUAAAUUUAUAUAACCUUUAUAAAAAAAAAAGUUGACGCUUGUCAUCCUCACUUUACCAUUAUUUAUAAAAAAAUUCAACACAUCACAAAAAUACAACAAGUUACUUAUAAAAAAAUUAUUUCAACAAUAAUUACCAAAAAUAUUCAACAUUAUAAAAAAUUAUUUCACCAUACAAAAAAAAAUUAUUACAUUGUCAUCCUUUAUAACGUUUUGUGCAGUUUUUGUUGUGAUUUCUUGUUUUUUUGAACGGCUUGAUUAGAGUUUUGGUGUGAUUGCACACAUUUUUGUCUGCUAGAGGGAACUUGUGAUCACCUCUAUGAGAUAUCUGGUCUGCUUCACGGAACUUGUUGUCAGUUCUAUGAGGUUUCUGGUCUGCAUCACGGAUUUUGUUGUUAGCUUUAUGAGUUUUAUGGUAUGCUUUAGACAACUUGUGGUUAACUUUAUGAGAUUUAUGGCUUGUUCCAGGAAACUUGUGGUCAACUUUAUGAGGUUUCUAGUUUGCUUUAGAAAAUUUGUGGUAAGUUUUGUGAUUUGCUUUCUAUAUUUUUGGUCGACUUCGGGUAACUUGUGUUAAGCUUAUGAUAUUUAUGGUUUACUUUAGGAAACUUGUGGUAAGCUAUGUGGUGUGCUUCCUACAUUUUUUCAUAUGCUUUAUGAGGUUUCUGAUAUAUUUUAUGAGUUUUGUGGUGUGCUCUGUUAUAAUUUUGGUGUAGCCUGAGUUUUUAGUCUGCUUCAUGAGAGUUGUGGUCAGAUUGAUGAGUUUUCUGGUAUACUUUGAGAAACGUGUGGUCAGCUUUAAGUUUUCUUGUAUGUUUUAUGAGUUUUAUGGUGUGGUGAGCUGUCGGUAUGCUUUAUUAUGAGCUUUCUUAUGUACUUUACGUUUUUGUAGUGUUUCUGGUUCGUGUUUCUUGUCUGUUUUAUGAUACUAGUGUUCGUUACAAGCCAAGGACGAGCCACGAAAUAAAUGAGCAGCAUCACAUGCGUCUUCCCCUCUAUAAUGUUAAAAAAAGAAAAAUGUGCCCCUCUCUUUAAAAAUUAGCAUUAAUUGUGAUAAAAAAAACCCCUUAAAUAUAACAAAAUGAAAUGUUUCUGUUUGAGCCUAAUUACAUCCCCUUGCUUUUGUGCGCCUCCUCCUCCCACCGGAGCUCCUCAAAGGCGCUGGCGUACCUGCAUACACAGCGAGCGGACCUCGUUGGUUCGUUAGCACUCCAACGCCCAAGUCAGCACCCACCUUUUAUAGAGAGAAGUGAAAAAGAGCUCAGUGAGAGAGUCCUAACUGAGUAAAUGAAGUUCACCUACUCUCAUAUUUAUACUUGGAGCCUCGUCGAAGGCCAAUUUUCAAUACCAUGGGUCAAAGUAAAAAGUAUGUAUAUAAUUAAGGCCAAACUAAUGUAUUAACACUAAGAUAAAACCUUUCAAUAGUAUCCCUCAAAUCAUUUGAAAUCAAUUUAUUAAUUUUAGAUUACGAGUUUAAACACGUGGGGGAGUGCAUUAUAUCAGACAAAAAGUUGAAAAACAUGCCGUCUUACUGUAUGAAUACACGCUGACAUGACAUAUCACGUAGUAGUAGUAGUGUAUAUAUUAUAUAUUUGUGUCUGACACCAACAAAUGCUAUAAAUACAACUAUCAAUGCCAUGCACAACAAUACAGACAAAACCAGCUCCAUUAACUCAGAGGGGGGAAAAGCAAAAAUGUCUCAAACACUUCAAUCACUUGUCAUACCAAGCGAUUUGGCGGCUCCUACUUUCAGCCGCCGCCUGUCCUCUAUUACUGAUACUCCCAUUGGUUCGUCCCACGAAGUACCAAUAGCAGUCGUCGACGACGAAGAAAUCCCGACGAUCGACUAUUUCUCGCUCUUCUCACCUGACCCUGCCCACCGUUCCGCGGCCCUCGACUGCCUCUCCGCAGCUUGUGAGCACUAUGGCUUCUUCAACCUUGUGAACCAUGGGAUUCCUGAUCAAGUGAUAGAUGGUGCUUUGAGGGGGAUCGCCGAUUUCUUCGAGCAAACGCCGGUGGAGGAGAAGAGCAAGUACAGGAAAGGUGAUCCGAGGGCUAGGAUUCUUUGGGAUGCCAGGUGUCACGCCGGCGAGAACAGGGAACAUCUCAAACUCCUCGCUCGUCCAACUUUUCACUGCCCGCCUAAUCCUCCAUCCUUCAGAGAAGCAUUGGGAGAGUACGAAACCAGAUUCCAUGAGGUGAAGCUGGGUUUAGCAAGGGCUAUGUCCUUAGUCUUGGGACAGGAAGAGUCCUACAUCGAGGAUGCUUUCGAUCUGGAGUCAGGCUUCGACGUGGCUGCGAUGAAUCAUUACCCACCGAACUUCAAGUCGAAGGGCACCAUGGGACUGGCUGAACACAACGAUCCUGGUUUCAUCAUCUCCCUCGUCCAAGAUAUGGACGGCGGUCUUCAAAUUCUAACCCACCAAGGACAAUGGAUCAACGUCCACAUCCCUCCCAAUGCCAUUUUAAUUCAACUUGGCGACCAAUUGGAGGUCUUGACUAAUGGCAAGUACAAGAGUCACAUCCAUCGCGUGUUGGUGGGUAAGUACAAGGCGAGGAGGAUCUCGAUAGGCACACUCCACGGGCCAUUUAUUGACAAAUUUGUGGCCCCGGCUCUGGAAUUCGUGGACGACACUCACCCACUAGCUUACCGUGGAAUGACCUACUCGGAUGCUUUGGAAGCCAAUAACCGUUACGAAAUUGAAGUUCAGUCAUGCAUUGAACAACUUCGAAUUCCAUCCGUAUAAAUGGUCAUCCGAUAAUUAUAUCAUAUGGAUGAUGUAUCUUCGAUUCUCGAGGGUGUCUUAAUUACAUAUACAAAAAGUAGAUCUAUUUGUAGAACUUCAAAAGUUUAGGUCCCAAAAUGUCAUACAUAAAAAAUUUAGGUACUAAAAUAUAAUGUUUCAUCAAUAUUUUGAGGACUUAUGUGCCAAAAAAAUAAAUUUAGAUUACAAAU